Messenger RNA from Sapajus apella (tufted capuchin), 908 nucleotides. RefSeq lists its product as uncharacterized. The transcript has 3 exons. Lineage: Eukaryota; Metazoa; Chordata; Mammalia; Primates; Cebidae. The coding region runs from base 1 to 834 and encodes 277 amino acids. The record is from RefSeq and is a predicted model, not a curated record.
AUGAUGCCGGCGACCCUGCGAGCCGAGGCCUGGAGCGCGAUCCGAACGGGCUGCAGGGCCCUGGAGCAGGCCCCGGCCCGGGGGAGCAGGAGGUGGGCUCGGCUCGGCUUCCGGGUGACCUCCGGGAUCGGGGCAGCUGUCCUGAGCUUCCCAAGGCCUCGAAGGCCGCGUGGCCGGCGCCCCCCCGGCAGGCCCAAGGCGCCAGCGGGCGUGAGCGCGGCGCAGCAGGAGGCGGCUCUGCAGAGGCUGCUGGAGCUGCACAGCGCGGCCAGGCGGCGGCGCCGGCGGGACCGUGAGCAGCAGCGGCUCCGGGUGCGUCCACGCGCCGGGAUCUGGGCCUGCCUGGGGCGGGCGGGACACCGAGGGCGGUCGGACGCUGACUGCCGCCUCUGCAGGUCCUGGAAUGCCUCCACAUUGCAAGGAACCGCCACUGCCGGGUUCAUCCCCUGGGGCUCCCGCCCAGCGCGGCUCAACUCCCUCCACAGGCAAGACCCCCCAGAAAGCGGCCACAAGGAGCCUGAGCCGGGCUGGGGUCGAGCUUGGCGCGCUCGGGUCCCUUUGAAGUGCGCGCACCGCACUCUGGCAGUGACUCGGGCGGGGCGGGAGGGGCGGGUAUGCCAGGUGUUGCCCUCCGGUCCCACCGAGUCGCGGACGCUCAGCGCUCUGCACCGCCAGGAGGAUGCGGCCGGGCCGCGGCGCGCCCUGCGAGAGCAGGUGGAGCAGAUGCAUCGGGAGAGGACCGGGAGGCUGCGGGCCCUCGGGGCCAGGAACACCCAGAACUUCCAGGAGCUACUGUGGCCCCCUGUCGCCAAGGAUCCCGUGCCUGCAGAGUAGUGCUCGCUCUUCCCAGCCCCCUCUGGUCAUUGCUGUGCCCUCAAAAGGAUGAUUAAAGAGAUAAGGGUUUGCAG